Cuculus canorus (common cuckoo) is the source of this 4835-nucleotide messenger RNA. It is a transcript of the gene P2RY4, whose product is annotated as pyrimidinergic receptor P2Y4. Bases 3183 to 4307 code for a protein of 374 amino acids. Gene Ontology annotation, molecular function: G protein-coupled UTP receptor activity; G protein-coupled purinergic nucleotide receptor activity. Gene Ontology annotation, biological process: G protein-coupled receptor signaling pathway; transepithelial chloride transport. The transcript has 2 exons. NCBI's taxonomy places the organism in Eukaryota, Metazoa, Chordata, Aves, Cuculiformes, Cuculidae. Gene Ontology annotation, cellular component: plasma membrane. The record is from RefSeq and is a predicted model, not a curated record.
UGGGCUUCGAGGAGCCCUGUGGGGAGAAGCUUUGGCCCCUCAAGGGAUGGAGGUGGGAUCCCCAGGGGUGGACGGGUGUGGGGUGAGGUUCAACCAGGUCUCCCCAUCCCUUCACCAUCCUGAAAUCCCUCCAUGCAUCCUCCUGCCUAGCACACCAUCCAUCGCUUCUUCCAUCCCCAAGGGCCUUCAUCCUUCCCACUGCAGCCACCUCCUCUCACCCUCUCCAUCUCCCACAUCGCUGUGUCCUCACACAGCAAAGCUGCCCUGGGGCUGCCCCAGCCCGGCGAUGCUCCUGCCCUUCCUGAGAGAGGUGAAGGGACAGGGAAAGGUCACCCAAGGGAGAAAGGAAACCCUCACCUCCCACCCUGCAGAGACAGGGGGUCACCUCGGAGCAGGGGAUGUGAUGGGCACUGAGGGAAGCACCCAGCCCUGCUGGCAUCCCCAGGGAGGAGGUGCUGGCGCCCGGGAAGCGCAGGCAGAUCGUGCUUUGGCUGCUCUUGGAGCUGAAGGGAAGGAUCGAAAAGAAAUUAGGUCACGCUCCCCUUGUGCCGGGGCUUUGGCUGCACAAACCACGUGGCGAUUAGGGACAAGGGUCCUUCUCCAGGAUAUUUUGCAUAAUUUCCCCUUGUUUUGCAAUUUCCAAGAGCUUAAGUGAGAAGAAAAGCCCUGUUUUCCCCGUGCUCCAGCGAUCGCUGGUCCCAGGCUCACCCAGCGCUGUGUCCCUCGACCGCUGCUCGCUCCCCUCUGAAAUCCACUCUGCUGUCCCCUCUCCAAAGCUCCCGCCUGCUGCGCGACCACCCCUGACCCACCGUCCUGUCCUGCUAGCAUGCAGGACUUUGGCUCCAGGGCAGAGUCUGCCCUCAGCUGCACCGCUCAUUCAUUCCACUGGUGCCUUUCCAACGCCCCCGUGAACACCCGGGGUCUGCAGCCUCAGCCAGCUGAGCCUGGGCUGGGGGCACCCACCAGCUCCCUCGCUGCUUCCCGGGAUGUGCACAGGGGCCAACCUGCAGGCACCAUCCCACAGGGACGCGCUUGCCCUGGACGAGGGAUUUUGCAGCACCUCAUCCCUCGUGCAUCCAUAAAACAGACAGGGCAGGAGCAGGCAUCACCUCCUCAGCUCCCUGUCCUUCCCUGCGGCAUCUUCCAUCUCCUGCUCCGGCUGCGAGCCCGAAUGCUCGGCUCAGACCUCACUGUGACUGUGCUUGGUCGCUCCUCAAAAAGCUGGAGAGGCUGUGGCCAGCGAGAGCUUUGCUGGGGACAUCAGGGAGGAGCAGGAACAGGCCCAGUGGUGACGUGUCCUCAGGGUGGACUGAUGUGAAUCAGGAAUUCAAAGCACUGAUUUUUUGAUCGUGACUAAGAUAAGGAAGCAGGACACCUGGUGAGAUAAACCUUGCCAAACGCCACCUUCUUUGGCAUUGUUCUUUUUGGUGGUUUUCCCAAGAGGAAGCUCACGCAGGAACAGUUAAAUUGCUCUGCUGAGAGCUGACCCUGCUCAGGCUUUCUCAGCCACCCAAGCCCCAUACCUGCACUCUCCUCCAAGAACCUUGCUGCUGCUCAGGAUUUUUCCUUAUGCAUUUCUCACACCAGGUUAUUACUUUUUGUUUAUUGGCUUCUUCGUAUCUUGGCUGUUGACCUAUGCCUUUGGUCUCUGGAUCCUGCGGCACCUCUAGUUGGGCUGAAGGCUUCACGCACACUUCCUGUCAGAGGCUGGAAGAGGAAAAUAAAUCUCCCUGUGCCUCAUCUCUGGGCAGCAUUGCAGCUUGGGGAGAUGCAGCUGCUGGGCUGGAACCAGUAUGACCAGCACAGCGUUCUUGGCAUCAGAACCAGCCCCGUGGGGCCACCGCUGGUGCUUGGAAGCUCAGGGUUUUCCCUCCUGAUUCUGGGAAAACAGCAAGUUCUUCCCACUGUUAAUGUUUGAUCAGGACCUGCCUGUUGCUCUCUGAACUCAUCCCCGUAAUAAAGCCAGGCACCUGCCCGCGCUGCCCACGGUGGGAAGGAAGCCGCGGGAUGUUUGACGGGAGCCCAAAGCUGCAGCUCAGCCCACAACUCAAACAGAGCACGGAGGUACGUGCGGCAUGGAGGGGCCGGUCCCGCGGCCACCCGCCUGCCCAUCUGCCUGCUGAUUCAUUUACGAUCAUCUCUGUAAACUCAGGGAUGUCUUUCUGGGUGAGGCUCUGCAGGAAGAAGCGUGGAAGAUGGGUCACAGCUCAGUUGAUCUGUGGAUACACCCUCAGCAGCCCACAUCCACGCAUCUUGGUGACGAAGGCAGAGAGCAAUUAGGAGAGGAAUGAUGAGGGAGCCAAUGGACGAAGGAGCCCGAGAGGGUGCUGCUUUCCACCUCAUACCACCAACACCAGCAUCCGACGAACGUGCAUCAUCUCCCUGAGCCCCAGGUCCUCCCCUGACCUCACACCCAUCGACUGUACCAAUGGAAACUGGAGGCACACCAGCACUUCCUCCAUCAGAUACAGUUUUUGGCUGCACUCUCAUCUCUGGUGGCCCCACAGCAGAUGCUCCUACUCCUGCAGGUUACUCAUCCAACGUCUGUCUUUGGUCAGCAGAGGCAACCACUCCGAAAUCACUCUGCCAGUGACGGUUGUGGGUGAGGAGGUACCGAGGUGUGGUCAGCCUUCUCCGGUCUUUUGCUGGAUACCAUGACGGUGGCAGAAGCUCCCUCUUCCCUCUGGAGGAGCGCAGACUGAACUUCAGAUAUCCCAAGAGGCAAACGCAACCCUUCAACAGCUCACCCUUUUGCCUCAGGGCCCGAUUUGCCAGGGGGAUGCAGCUCCCAGCCUUUGAUCCUAACAAUGUGCAAGGGAAAACAUCCUGCCUGCCUUCUGAACUUGCACUGUCUUGGGCUGGGACUUGGCUCUGGCAAAGCUCCUCUCCGCAGGGCUUAGAUCAUCCCUCUCCUACGGAGAAUACCCACCAGCUGGAGGCCCCUCGCCGCCCAGGGACGCUCUCUCCCAAAGGCUCUCUUAACAGCCCCCCAAGGAUUUCUCUGGGCCACAAUAUUCCCCCAGACAAGCCUUUCUUCUCCUCCCGCCUUUCUUCAGUCAAGGAGCCCUCCGGGAUGAGCAGCGCUGUCAGGAUGGUGCCAAUUAGGCUGAGCUGGCUUCCAAGAGGCUGUGCUGGCCCCGGCCGGGGGCUGCUGUUGCUCAUAAAGAUCUGGCUUGAAGAACAUGGCCACUUCAGUGAGGACGUUCCCAGUUGCCUCGUGGACACCAACACCGGCUCCGGGGCUGGGAGAAAACACCACCGUGGUGGUGGAGGCAAAGUGUGUCUUCAACGAGGAGUUCAAGUUCAUCCUGCUGCCCGUCUCUUACAGUUUUGUCUUCGUGGUGGGACUGCUCCUAAACUCCUGGGCCCUGUGGUUGUUCAUCUGCAAGAUGAGGCCCUGGAAUGCCACAACUACAUACAUGUUCAACCUGGCUGUCUCUGACACACUCUACGUCCUCUCCCUCCCCACCCUGGUCUACUAUUACGCCGACCGCAACAACUGGCCCUUUGGGAAAUGGCUCUGCAAGAUCGUGCGCUUCCUCUUCUAUGCGAACCUCUACAGCAGCAUCCUCUUCCUGACGUGUAUCAGCGUCCACCGCUACGUAGGCAUCUGCCACCCCAUCCGCUCCCUGAAAUGGGUGAAAACCAAGCACGCCCGCAUCAUUUGUGUGAGUGCCUGGCUUGUCGUCAUCAUCUGUCUCAUCCCCAACCUCAUCUUUGUCACCACCAGCUCCAGGGGCAACAGCACCCUGUGCCACGACACCACCAAGCCUGAGGAGUUUGACCAUUACGUGCACUACAGCUCCUCCAUCAUGGCCCUCCUCUUCGGAGUCCCCUUCCUGGUGAUCGUCCUGUGCUACUGCCUGAUGGCCAAGAGACUCUGCAAGUCGAGCUUCUUCAGCCCUGGCCCCCGAAUGCCCUCCUACAAGAAGCGCUCCAUCAAGAUGAUCAUUGUCGUGCUCACAGUCUUCGCCAUCUGUUUCGUGCCCUUCCACAUCACCCGCACCAUCUACUACACCUCCCGCUACUUCCAAGCUGACUGCCAGACCCUCAACAUCAUCAACUUCACCUACAAGAUCACUCGGCCCCUGGCCAGCAUCAACAGCUGCCUCGACCCCAUCUUGUACUUCUUGGCUGGGGACAAGUACCGGGGGUUGAUGCACCGGGGGCCGGCCCAGCGCCUCCGGCCCGUGCCCACGUGUGACCUGGCCCUGGUGUCCCCCUCCACGGACGAUGGCCUGGGUGACAGCCACACUGCCAGUGACACUCGAGGGACAGGGACAGCACGGAGCAGAGGCGGGUGCUGAGGGUUCCGGUAACCUCAUCCUCGGUUUCCACAAGUUGCAGCCCCUCCAGGCUCCGUGUGGGCACUCCCGGGUCCCCAGGCCUGACCUCCUGCCCAGGCUCUGCAGGGCUGGUGGCCAUGGGGCUUGUCCCAGUGCUGGCCUGAGAUGCUGCGGGAGGGGGAUACUGGUGCCACGCGGGGCAGGACAGCCACCGGACUCCUGGGGGGAUGGGAAGGAUGCUGAGAAAGCCCUUUCUGGGCAGGCAGGCUGGUGUCCCAUCCCAUGGCACGGCGGGGGACACGUCGGGGCUGACAGGUCUCUAAAGAGAGGGGACACUGGUCCCUCCGUGGGCACACACAGCCCUGCCAGUCUGCUCGAUGGUGACAUGCCGGCAUAAGGACACGGAGCCGAUGCUGGGGUCCUGGUGUGCCCGGUGAAGGCUCUCGGGGAUGUCCCUGUCACAGUGCUGGCCUUGGGAGAGGAGUGACACAGCAUGGGGCACUCGCUGCCCAUCAUUGCCCAAUAAAGCCCCUUCCUCUUUCUCUACAC